This is a messenger RNA of Macadamia integrifolia, 2197 nucleotides long. Its product is annotated as L10-interacting MYB domain-containing protein-like. The coding region runs from base 128 to 1063 and encodes 311 amino acids. The transcript has 4 exons. The record is from RefSeq and is a predicted model, not a curated record. NCBI's taxonomy places the organism in Eukaryota, Viridiplantae, Streptophyta, Magnoliopsida, Proteales, Proteaceae.
GAAGAGGGCUUUUAUUAUGAUUAGAGUAUUCUAUUUUGAUGAGAAUGAUGGAAAGAUCAAUUUGAAGUUCUUGAGCAUGAUAUAAACAAAUACCAGAAAAGACAUGUAUUUCUAUUUUUAGGCUAUAAUGAGAUGUGUUUCUAAUUUUAGAGUAAUGGCAUCCACUUCGAGAGCUAAUAACGAGGCAGCAAAAUGGACUCAAAGUGAACAAGAUUAUCUCCUGAAAUUAAUGGUUGAACAAGUGAAAGUUGGUAAUAAGAGUUCCAGCACUUUCAAUAAAGGUGGGUGGAACAAUAUCAAGAAGGGGCUUGAGGAAAAAACUAAUCGGUCAUUUACGAUGGUUCAAUUAAGGAAUAAGAUGAAUAAAAUGCGAUUCGAUUACAGCGCUUUCAAGAAACUACUGGAUACUACAGGUUUUGGUUGGAAUUCUGUGACGAGGACCUGUACAGUUGAAGAUGAGAGUGUUUGGGAUGUACACAUCAAGGCAAAUCGUGAUUGGUCAAAGUUUAGGAGGAAUGGGCUACCACAUUGGCCUGAACUAUGUAUAAUUUUUGGGGAUUCAUAUGCUAGUGGGAUAGGCGGAUUCGGGAAUGAAUCUGAUUUCAGGUUUGAAGAGGAAUCGAGAGGUGUUGAUGAUGAGGUGGAUGCAGAUGUAGAUGUAACUCCAACUACUCCAUUGGCUAAUACCUUGCCAACAAGUUAUUAUGAAAGCCAAGAUCCAGGAACUGAUCGUCCUAGAGUCAACAGAAGACUUGAUAGGACACCUACAGGAUAUAGGAAGAAGAGUAGGACAACUGGUAUUGAACGCGCCAUACAGACCCUAGCCGAGUCAGUAGCAAACAAGAAUACUUCAACCCCUAGCUCAACUCCAAUGGGUCUCACUCCAAAUACCACAGAUUUCAGCACUUCUACUUGUGUUAGAUUAUUGGAAACCAUGAAUGAUAUCCCAAGAGAGUUGCAUAUUAAGGCGUGCAAGAGGAUAUUGGUGGAUCGGGAAUGGAGAGAAUUAUUCAUUACUCUCAAGGAUGAAACGAAACAAUUGGCUUUUGAUGUGUUAGAUUGAUGGAUGAUAAUCUAACCUUUUUUUUUUAUAAUAUGGAUGAUUGUAAUGAAAUACAUUUAAGACCUUUUGUAGUAGGAUGGAUAUAUUUUGUUAGGUACACUUGAUGUAAAAGUGUAAUAUGGAUAUUUACACUUUAUGCUACUUUUCUAAAUAUGCCAGUUAAAUUUUACAUCUAUUGUUGUAGCAAAAAUUCUGUUGGAUGCAAGUAGUUCUAAAUACUUAUUACAUCAUCUGAUAAUUAUGCAUGUUGGAUGAUUAUAGUUUUAUAGAUCUUUUGGUACAUUUAUUAGAGGAUAAACAUUUGUAUGAUAUUAACAAGUUUAAAAUUUAUAUUGAAUCAGUUAUGGCAAAUGUCAAUAAUACUCCAAUAAUCGCCUCUACUGACGACGAUGGAGAAGAAUUGAUUCUCGCAACAUUGUUGAUAGUACAAUAUCAUUAUUCCAGCGAUUUAUACACUAGAGAACCACGCAGGGAUAGUGCAUUCACAGGGGCAGCAUGGGUACAUGAGGUGUUGCAUGGGCAUGCAAACCGCUGUUACGAAGAAUUUGGGUUGGAACGACAUGUGUUUUUAAAUUUAUGCCUACUAAUGAGACAUCGUGGUUGGUUACAAGACAGUCGCAAAAUUAGGGUAGAUGAGCAAUUGGCAAUGUUCAUGUUCAGAAUAACAGGUGUAGGUCCUACUAAUAGAGCAGUUGAGGAGAGAUUCCAACAUUCAGGACAGACUGUCAGCUAUUACUUUGGCAAAGUAUUGCAAGGAGUGCUUAAGCUUUCUAAGGAGUAUAUCAAAGCCCCAUCGUUUGAUGAGAUUCCUAUGGAAAUAAUUGCAAACAACAAAUGGUGGCCAUAUUUUAAGGAUUGCAUUGGUGCCAUAGAUGGUACACAUGUUACUGCUAUAGUUCCCAAGGGAAAACAGAUCCCAUAUCGAGGACGGAAGGGGAUAACAACCCAAAAUGUGAUGUGUGCCUGCUCGUUUGACAUGAAAUUCACUUUUGUAUAUGCGGGUUGGGAAGGCAGUGCAAAUGAUUGUCGUGUAUUCAAUAGAGCCCUAGAGGAUCCUACCUUGCGAUUUCCUCAUCCUCCCCAAGGGAAGUAUUACGUUGUAGACUCAGGAUAUGCAAGUAGGAAUGGAUACUU